AUGAGUAGCCUCUCCUUCAGUGCGGUCAAGGGGCUGUCGCAAUCCGACCAGAAGUUCGAUGGGUCCCCGUUGCGCAUUGCGAUUGUGCAUGCCCGAUGGAACAAGUCUGUGAUAGACGCUCUCGUCGCUGGCACAGUAGCAAAGCUGAAGGAGACCGGCGUCAAGGAGACCAACAUUGUUAUCCAAUCUGUCCCAGGCAGCUUCGAGUUGCCCCUUGCGUGUCAGCGGGUCAUUGCUGGCGCGCAUGUGCAAGCAGGCGCCAACGCAGCGGACCUCCUUGGUGGCCUAAGCUUUGGCGGAUCGAACACCCCGGCCCGCGUUGCGUCGCCUGCAAUCGGAUCAUCCGGCGCGACGACGGUGCCAAUGCCAAACCAGCCAUUUGACGCCGUAAUCGCCAUCGGUGUGCUCAUCAAGGGAUCUACGAUGCACUUCGAGUACAUCUGCGAAAGCGUAUCUCAUGCGCUCAUGCGGGUGCAGCUGGACACCGGUGUCCCUGUCAUCUUCGGCGUGCUCACUGCUCUCACAGACGACCAGGCGCUGGAACGGGCAGGCCUGGGCAAGGGCGAGAAUAAGGGUCACAACCACGGAGAAGACUGGGGACUCGCUGCGGUGGAAAUGGCGUGCCAAACGAGGCGCUGGGGAGAAGGUAAGUUCUGA
This is a messenger RNA of Punctularia strigosozonata HHB-11173 SS5, 657 nucleotides long. Its product is annotated as dimethylribityllumazine synthase. Bases 1 to 657 code for a protein of 218 amino acids. Gene Ontology annotation, cellular component: riboflavin synthase complex; mitochondrial intermembrane space; intracellular anatomical structure. The transcript is spliced from 3 exons. The record is from RefSeq and is a predicted model, not a curated record. Gene Ontology annotation, biological process: riboflavin biosynthetic process. Gene Ontology annotation, molecular function: 6,7-dimethyl-8-ribityllumazine synthase activity. Lineage: Eukaryota; Fungi; Basidiomycota; Agaricomycetes; Corticiales; Punctulariaceae.